This is a messenger RNA of Pelobates fuscus (common spadefoot toad), 1648 nucleotides long. It is a transcript of the gene AMHR2, whose product is annotated as anti-Mullerian hormone receptor type 2. The record is from RefSeq and is a predicted model, not a curated record. Gene Ontology annotation, molecular function: ATP binding; transforming growth factor beta receptor activity. The transcript has 12 exons. Lineage: Eukaryota; Metazoa; Chordata; Amphibia; Anura; Pelobatidae. Gene Ontology annotation, biological process: protein phosphorylation; cellular response to growth factor stimulus; BMP signaling pathway. Gene Ontology annotation, cellular component: signaling receptor complex; plasma membrane. The coding region runs from base 99 to 1613 and encodes 504 amino acids.
UCGAAACUCCCAGAGACGAGACAGGCAGGACAAAGGCUUGGAAGACUUGUCAAGGAAGGUUCUCUCUGAGAGCAUAAAAAGACUCUCAGACUGCACAGAUGAUGGGAUUAUUAUCUAUGGGAUUAGGCUGCAUCUUGUUCCUGAUUAACUCAGCAGUGCUCCUGCCAGUUGCUCAUCCUAAAGGAAUCUUGUGUGCGCUGUUUGAGAAUGCCUCUAUCCCUGUCAGGACCCCUGUGUCUCACUUUGGAGAAUUAAAGGAACCGGGAAAGAUAUAUUGUAGGGAGAGCAACUGCUGUAUGGGUAUCUGGAGCGUCAGCGAUGGGAACUUUCAACCUGUUUUAUUAAGUUGCUUUCCAAGCAGCGCAGUAUGCAGGUCUACUCAUUGCACCCCAGUGGUCAAGCAGUCUAUGUACCACUGCCUGUGUUCCUCAGACAUGUGCAAUGCAAAUAUAACCUUCCUUCAUCAACAAAUCCCUGCCGCACAAGCUGAGCCGGAGGGAUGUGCUCAUUGGAACCAGUCCUGUGAUUGGGCCGCAACUGCGAGGGAGCGACCGUGGAAUGCAAGCGGCUUCACAAUAAGGAAAUUAAAACGUGGGUGUCUACUCAUCAGAAAGGAAAAUGCAUUGGAGCAUCAGGAACUAUUAACUCAGGAAAAAGAUACCCCACCAUCAUUGCCAGUGGAUGGUCUCAUCUUACUCCAGGUGCUCAGAGAAGACACGCUAGCUGCUCAUUUGUGGACUGGUGUUCUUCAUGGUAGGAAUGUGUUCAUAAAGAGCUUUCCACCCCCGCUGAAGGAGCUCUACAGACAUGAGUGGAGAAUCCUUAGCCUUUUGGCCCCUCUUCAGCAUAAGAAUAUUAUAUGCCUCCUUGCCGCAGGAAGUGGUACUGGAGGGAGUCUGGAGGAUCACCAGUUCUUGGUUUUGCAGCACUAUCCUGAGGGGUCUCUUAGAAAUUAUUUGACUAAUCACACCCCUGAUUGGACUACUGCUUGCCGAAUGGCCAUAUCCUUGACCCGAGGACUGGCAUUCCUUCAUACAUACAUAAGUGAAGAUACUUACAAACCAGUAAUAGCUCACCGGGAUCUGAACAGCGAUAACGUAUUGGUGACUGAGGAUUCUUCUUGUAUAAUCUCUGAUUUUGGCCUUUCUGUGGUUUUGGAGGGAUGUCGGACGAAGAAUAAGAAUAUACAAGACCCAACCAUGAUAUUUAUGGCAGGAACACUGCGCUAUAUGUCACCAGAAAUGCUGGAUGGCUUCUUGAACCUCAAGUCUGUGGAAAGAGCACUAACACAAGCCGAUGUGUAUUCUCUAGGGCUUCUGCUUUGGGAAAUAUUCAUAAGAUGCAAUGACUUAUAUGAAGAUCGCCAGGCCCCUGAUUACCAAGUCGUCUUCUUAAAAGAGCUGGGUCCAAACCCAACACUCGAUGAGUUACGAUUAUUAGUGGUGGAGAACAAAGGUCGUCCACAACAUUCUAAACCCUGGAGAAAAAAUACGCAGCUCAGCAUGGCUCUAUGGGAGACUCUGGAGGACUGCUGGGAUCCUGACUCUGAGGCCCGCCUGACCGCACAGUGUGCAGAAUGGAGACUGUCUAACCUCAGCUCAGCUCACCCUUAAUGCCCCAACAGACCAUCAAAGAACAUGAGACUCUG